AUGGCAGUCUCCGGAGACCAGGAUCCAAAGGGAAAGCGGCGAGGAAGGCACCGGAAGAAAAGAUGGUCGCAGGGAGAAGUGGUGGAUGAGGACAUUGACAAGAAUGCCUCUCGUUUGCGGACCAUGUAUAAGCGUCCGCGGUUCAACUGGAAGGAGGUGUCCAAGGAUGAUCUUCGCACUGCCAGUCUACGGGGCGACCAGCCCGCGAUCGGAAAUGGCCAGGUGUGGCUGUCCAAGUUCCUGUCGCAUUCCGGCGUGUGCUCCCGACGCCGAGUCACGGAGCUGGUCUUGCAAGGUCGAAUUACCGUCAACAACGAGGUCGUCAAGGACCCAGUGAUCAAAGUCGAUCCGAAGAAGGAUUCCAUUGCUGUGGACGGCAAGGAGCAGAAACUGCGGACGCUGGACGAGCUGGUCUGGGUGAUGCUCCACAAACCCAAGGACACGCUGGUGACCCUGGAGGACCCACAGGGCCGCAAGACCAUCGCCGAUCUGGUGCCGUUCGCACGAGAUCGUCGAUUAGUGCCGGUCGGGCGACUCGAGCGGAAUAGCACUGGCCUGGUGCUGCUCACGAACGACUAUGAGUGGGCCACAUAUUUGACACACCCGCGCUACGAGAUCACGCGACGAUACAGAGUAGUGGUCUACGAGGGGGCCCCGGAUAGCCAGAAGAUGCAGGCCUUGAGUCGUGGGCUUCGCCUGCCGGAUCAGCGACGGCCGUGCCUUCCUCUGGAAGAGCUGGAGGUUCUGGAGCACGACCGCGUCAACGGCAUCGCAGCCCUGUCGUUUACCAUGAAGGAGGGUCAGUACCGACAGAUUCUGCGGAUGUUCGAGUACAUCGGUCACCCCUUGCGGGCUGUGAAGAGAACAGCGAUCGGCCUGGUACGCCUGGAUAAGGAGCUCAAGGCUGGCUCAUACAGAAUGCUCACUCCGAAGGAAAUUCGGAGGCUCAAGGGCUCCACCAUUCUCAAGCGACCGGAUGGCGAUCCCUUGUCAAGGCAGGCGAAGAUGCAGAAAGCCUUCUCAGGCAUGGAGGGCGAAAUCGACGCCUCGGAGUUGGAAGGUUUCACGCCCCUCCGCGAGGACUCCCGCGAGAGGAGGCGGAACGGGCGGAAAGGCCGCAGGGAGAGACCCAUGCAAGGCCUUCCACCAGGCAUGGAUGAGGACAGCGAACCCCAGCCGGCUUCCUUGGAGGACCUCAAGGCUUUCCAGAGCAACUUCUCGGAGCUCGAAGAGGCAGAUGAAGUCGAGCAGGACUGGGAAGCCGAUUGGAUCCAGCAGCUGGAUGAGAUGACCGCAGCGGGCAAGCGAUGA
Messenger RNA from Symbiodinium sp. CCMP2592, 1311 nucleotides. Lineage: Eukaryota; Dinophyceae; Suessiales; Symbiodiniaceae. The record is from the annotation of a GenBank genome assembly.